Diabrotica balteata is the source of this 1829-nucleotide messenger RNA. Lineage: Eukaryota; Metazoa; Arthropoda; Insecta; Coleoptera; Chrysomelidae. The record is from the annotation of a GenBank genome assembly.
CUUGAAUUGACCGCAAUGUAGUUUUUCUACGGUAGAUAAGAAGUAUUAUAUCUGCCCAUAUACAGAGAAUAUAAAAAGAACAUUUAAAAGGUUUGCUCCCAAAAUUGAGUGUUCUUUGAUUUUGACAUUCGUACCGAAUAGAAGGGCUCCUAUCUGGGUUUAACGCGAACGGACGUUUUACAGUUCUCUGUUUAAUAGUUAUCGAAAAAUACCGCGAAUCCUCUUGACUUUUGAAUUGUAUAAACAACAGACACAGAUGUACUGUAUAUCUCUUCGAUCAUAGCGUUAGUACCACAAGAGACACGUGUGUAAAAACCACAAAAGACCGCCCCCCGCCCAUAUGGCGAGGAAACAACCGUGAGUGAAUAUUGCGAAUCGAAGCCUAUAAAUAACGCAAGCGUGUGUAACAGAAAUAUUGAUAUUUAGAAAAGUUAAUGUGGACGAUUACUCAGUAUGCUUAUCUACCGACACGGCCGAAUGUUAUUAUGCACACUGAUAGCAGUACUGCUACUAACAGCUAGCAUGAUGCUAGUUAUUUUCAGCAAUACCAACUCUUAUUUAAUUAAAAAAUUUGAGUCCCUAUGUACGCUUAAUUCGUUUGUAAAAACAGCGGAACUGUUAGAAACUACUAUUAAAAUUACAUCUACAACUACAGCACGUCCAAAGACUCCUAUUCAUUGUUAUCGAGAAAACGAAGAAUCUCUGCCUAAUAUUUUAAACUUCAAUCCAAGACCAGGCAAGUCUAUAUUCUUCCAUGAGACAUCAUGCAGCUCAUUUGAGCACGGCAAAAUAGUCAUUAAUUCACGACAGGCGUGCGCUGUGGAAAGUGCUGCUAAAAUGAAUCCAGAUUUUGAUGUAUAUUUACUGUAUGCUUCGCCAGGGAUAUUUAAAUUUGAAGGAAAUGAAUCAGAUUAUUUUUUAAGAAGUUUAUUAAGCUAUAAAAAUGUGCAUAUUCUACAUUUGAAUUAUGGAAACUACGUUAAAGGUACGCCAGUCGAGGCAUUGUGGACUUCCGGAAAGAUUGAGAAAUCUUCAUAUGUCGUGUCACAUGCAAGUGACGUACUGAGGUAUCUAACACUUUGGAAAUAUGGUGGUAUUUAUUUAGAUUUGGAUGUAGUAGUGAUAAAAUCCUUACAGGAUCUACCGUUAAAUUAUGCAGGUAUACAGAGUCGGAACGAAGUAGCAGCAGGUGUUGUUAGCUUUGAAUCAGAUGGUUUCGGACAUAGUUUGGCUGACAAGUGCGUGAAUAAACUAAAAAAUGACUUCAGUGGUGUAUAUUGGGGACAUAAUGGACCAGAUAUAAUUUCUUCAGUAAUGAAAGAAAGCUGUAACGUCACAAUAGCAUCCGACAUGUUAAAGAAAAAUUGUACUGGACUGAAAUUGUAUCCAAUCGAGACAUUUUACCCCAUAUCUUACCCACAAUGGCAGAAAUAUUUUAAGGAAGAGUAUUUGAAAGAAGUUAUUAAAUCCACAAAAAAUACUUACGUAGUGCAUACGUGGAACAAGUUAAGUGAAAAAUGGCAAAUACCAAUUAAUACAAACCCAGCCUAUUUGCAUUUUGCUAAAUUGCAUUGUCCGAAGGUCGUUGAGGCUUGCAAGACACAUUUUUAAAUGGUGUUAAUAUGCUGGUGUAUGAAGUAUUCCUGAGAUUUUAUCAUAUGCGAAUCUGGAUCAGACGCGAUCUUGGUGCUCUAAUUUAUUAUUUCUAAUUUAUUUAUUACUGUCUUAAGAAUGAUGAUGAAUAUUUUAAUCUUAUAAUUUUUUUCUUAAGUCUAUAUUUGGCGUAUUAAAUUCGGAUCAGUCAACCUGACCUGAUCAGUUAAAACCUG